This is a messenger RNA of Mugil cephalus (flathead mullet), 1777 nucleotides long. Its product is annotated as cholesteryl ester transfer protein, plasma. NCBI's taxonomy places the organism in Eukaryota, Metazoa, Chordata, Actinopteri, Mugiliformes, Mugilidae. The coding region runs from base 114 to 1616 and encodes 500 amino acids. The record is from RefSeq and is a predicted model, not a curated record. Gene Ontology annotation, cellular component: high-density lipoprotein particle. The transcript is spliced from 17 exons. Gene Ontology annotation, biological process: cholesterol metabolic process; triglyceride metabolic process; triglyceride homeostasis. Gene Ontology annotation, molecular function: cholesterol transfer activity; cholesterol binding; phosphatidylcholine binding.
GGGCUUGCCAGCAGAUAGCCGCAGGCAGUACACCAAGCGUGGGUUAGAAGGCUACAGGGAUCUACAGAGCAGGAAUUGAGAGACCUCAACUGAUUCCUAGAGAGCUGUGGACGAUGCCUCGUGAUGUUUUCCCACCAUUGCUGCUCCUGCUGCUGUCUGUGUUUGGGGCGUCCCACGGCUGCCUGCAGGACCCGGCUUCGGCCUACAGAUUUACAGGAACGGUGUGCCGGCUCACAUACCCUGCUGCUGUUGUGUUGAAUGAAAAAACCACCAAAGUGAUUGAGGCGGCGUUCCAACACGCCCGAUACCCGAGUAUGAAGGGAGAGAAAUCCUUGCUCUUUGUCGGCAGAGUCUUAUAUGGUCUGGACAAUUUGGAGAUUCACAACCUGACGAUCGGCCAGAGCGAAUUUGAGCUGCGUCCAGGUGAAGGCAUCACCAUGAAGAUAAGCAACGUGUCAGCUGUGUUCAAAGGGACCCUUCAGUAUGGCUACGGCAGCUGGCUCGUCAACGUCGGUCACUCCAUUGACUUCGAGAUCGAGUCUCAGAUUGAUCUUGGAAUAAACCCCAAACUUUAUUGUGGUAAAGGGAAGGUUGCAGCAGACACCACAGACUGUUACCUGAACUUCCACAAGCUGCAUCUGCACCUGCAGGGAGACAAGCAGCCGAACUGGCUGAAGAAGCUCUUCACCGACUUCGUCACCUUCACCGUCAAGCUGGUCAUCAAGGGACAGAUUUGCAAGGAGAUCAACAAGGUGGCAAAUAUACUGGCUGACUUCAUACAAGAGAGGGCAGAGCACUUUCUCAGUGAUGGCGACAUCCAUGUGGAUAUCGGCAUCACCACUUCACCUGUCAUCACAGCUAACUACAUAGAAUCAUACCACAAGGGGCUGACCAGCUACAAAAACACGACCGCCGUCAUUGACGAUUCUGUUUUCCAUCCCUCACACCUGACCGAAAACAGGAUGCUCUACUUUUGGGUCUCAGACAAGGUCUUCAACCCCAUGCUAAUGGCUGCUCACCAAGAUGACCGCUUCAAGCUCAACAUUUCUGGAGAAGAACUCACUAACCUUUUCAAGACAAACCUCUCCAGCACUACGCCUGAAUUCAUUAGAAAGUGUCUGAUGGAAUCAGGUUCUCCUGAGCUCAGAGUGUGGAGCUCCGUAAUCCCCUUCUUAAACACCUCCACCACGGGCACGAGGGUCUGGACCGAGGCCUCUGGAGAGCUCCACUGUGGAAACCAAGGCACACCAACGCUCAUCUUUAAGACGACCGCGGUCGUAGAUGUCACAGUUUCCUACGCUGACAAGAAAGUCUUCCUGCACGGUAACCCGACAGAGGUCCUUGUAAUCGACGCCAUGCUGCCUUUAUCAAAUCAAGAUGUUUCUAAUGAGGCAGAGCGAGAGUUCAUAAGAGAAGCCGUGGAGAAGAUUGGAGUUCCCAGAGUUCUGUCUGUUCUGGGGACUGAGGUGACCCGGCUGCUGGACCAACAGGGAACUUAUCUGUUCGACAUCUACAACCCUGAAGUUUUUCAUCGGGAUGGCUUCGUCGUGAUUCAGAUGGAUUUCGGUUUCCCUCAUCACCUCCUGGUGGAGUUUCUCAAGAGGACGCUGGAGUGACUGUGCAGUUGCGAAGCAUCUCUGCUGCGGAUGCAAAAAAAGUCAAACACUCAUCAUCAUUUUCAUAUCUUAUCUGCUAUGAGACAUUUAUCUGCUGUAAUGUGUUCUUUUUUUCUUAGUUUUAAAGUUUGAAGCUUCAUUAAAAUCUCACUAAACACUUU